Arachis duranensis is the source of this 1487-nucleotide messenger RNA. RefSeq names its product magnesium-protoporphyrin IX monomethyl ester [oxidative] cyclase, chloroplastic. The record is from RefSeq and is a predicted model, not a curated record. The transcript is spliced from 5 exons. Lineage: Eukaryota; Viridiplantae; Streptophyta; Magnoliopsida; Fabales; Fabaceae. Gene Ontology annotation, cellular component: chloroplast thylakoid membrane. Gene Ontology annotation, biological process: chlorophyll biosynthetic process; photosynthesis. The coding region runs from base 103 to 1338 and encodes 411 amino acids. Gene Ontology annotation, molecular function: magnesium-protoporphyrin IX monomethyl ester (oxidative) cyclase activity; metal ion binding.
UUUGUCCUUAGUACUCCUCUGGUUACUCCUCAGCCUCAAAGUACACUCACAUACACACACACCAACUGCUUGGGAUUUUGCUCCAAAGAAAAGAAAAAAAAAAUGGCUGCAGAAAUGGCCCUUGUGAAACCAAUCUCCAAGUUUAGCAACACCACACCCAAAUUUGGCACCAGAAGAAUUGGUUCAUACUCCAAAUUCAGCACCAUAAGAAUGUCCACAACAACACCAACACCAACACCUCCAGCUGCAUCAACCUCAACAAAGCCAAGCAAGAAGGGUAAAACUGCCAUAAAGGAGACACUGUUGACACCAAGAUUCUACACAACAGACUUUGAUGAGAUGGAGAUGCUGUUCAACACUGAGAUAAACAAGAAUCUGAACCAGGAUGAGUUUGUGGCACUGCUGCAGGAGUUCAAGACUGAUUACAACCAGACACACUUUGUGAGGAACAAGGAGUUCAAAGAGGCUGCUGACAAGAUUGACGGUCCACUCAGACAGAUCUUUGUUGAGUUCCUUGAGAGGUCUUGCACUGCUGAAUUCUCUGGUUUCCUCCUUUACAAGGAGCUUGGAAGGAGGCUCAAGAAAACCAAUCCUGUCGUGGCUGAGAUUUUCUCUCUGAUGUCUAGGGAUGAAGCCAGACAUGCUGGAUUUCUGAACAAGGGUUUAUCUGACUUCAAUUUGGCUUUGGACUUGGGCUUCCUUACAAAAGCUAGAAAGUACACAUUCUUCAAGCCAAAGUUUAUCUUCUAUGCUACAUAUCUGUCUGAGAAAAUCGGAUACUGGAGAUACAUAACCAUAUACAGACAUCUCAAGGAGAAUCCUGAAUACCAAUGUUAUCCCAUUUUCAAGUACUUUGAGAACUGGUGCCAGGAUGAGAACAGACAUGGAGACUUCUUCUCUGCUUUGAUGAAAGCACAGCCACAGUUUUUGAAUGACUGGAAGGCAAAACUAUGGGCUCGAUUCUUCUGUCUAUCGGUUUAUGUCACGAUGUAUCUCAAUGAUUGUCAACGCACAGCUUUCUAUGAAGGCAUUGGACUCGACACAAAAGAAUUUGACAUGCAUGUCAUCAUUGAGACCAACCGCACGACAGCUCGGAUUUUCCCAGCUGUUCUUGAUGUUGAGAACCCGGAGUUCAAGCGGAAAUUGGACCGGAUGGUUGAGAUAAACGAGAAGCUUCUAGCUGUUGGUGAGAGUGAUGACAUUCCGGUGGUGAAGAACUUGAAAAGGAUUCCACUUGUUGCCGCCCUGGUGUCUGAACUCUUGGCAGCAUAUCUAAUGCCACCCAUUGAGUCAGGAUCUGUAGAUUUGGCAGAGUUUGAACCACAGCUUGUGUACUGAAGUUAUGCAUAAAAUUCCAUUAUUUACUCUUGAUCUCCAUCAUAAUGUUCAUUAUGGGUUCUAUUAGUAUUGCUGCCAAAAGUUGGUUGUACUAGACAGUGAGGAAACAUUUACAAUAUUGACUUAUUGAGGUCCCUUUCUAGUUAUAA